AUGAAAGAAAUUGUUACUAUUCAAGUUGGUGAUUAUGCCAAUUAUAUUGGCUCUCACUUCUGGAACUUUCAGGAUGAGUUGCUUGGGUUGGCUGGGGACCCUCAAGCUGAUUCAGUCUUCAAAAAUCAGGAUCUUAACAUGGAUGUGCUUUACCGUACUGGUGAGACACAUCAGGGCAUCUAUACAUACACUCCUCGCCUAGUCUCAAUAAACAUGAGAGGAUCCCUUGGAGCUAUGAGCUCACGUGGUACAUUAUAUAAGGAGGUUGCUCCCACAACAUCAGAUGUUUUCACUUGGACUGGUAGUGUUUCCCCCCGUGCCUCUGAACCUCGGAAAAAAAAUUUGUUCCUACAAAGUCUUUAUGAAGAAGAAAGCCAAAAUAUGGUAAAUGAGAUAAGUGGUUCAAACAGUGGUUCUCCGAGUGAGUAUCAGGAUAAGGAUAUAACUGAGAGUCUAGAAAAUGGAGUUCAGUUUUGGACAGAUUACUCAAAAGUACAUUUCCACCCGCAAAGUCUAUAUGAAUUAAAUGGAGUUUGGACGGAUGUUGAGGAAUUUGACAAUUAUGGAAUUGGAAGGGAUUCUUUUUCUUGGGCUUCACAAGGGGAAGAAAUUAGUGAUAGACUUCGUUUUUUUGUUGAAGAAUGUGACCAUGUACAGGGAUUUCAAUUUGUAGUUGAUGACUCUGGAGGUUUCUCUUCUGUGGCUGCUGAGUUUCUAGAAAACAUUGUGGAUGAGUAUACAAACACUCCUGUGCUGCUGUAUGCUGCCCAUGGUUCUCGUUCACGAGCAAGUCUUCAGACCAGGAAGCGUACAAUCUUAGAGGAGCUUCAUGAUGCUAUAUCAUUUUCAAGACUAUCAUCCUACUGUAAACUAAUUGUACCUGUUGGUCUGCCCUCCUUAGGUAGAGCUUCCAAGUUCCUCCACAUUGAAGAUGACAAGCAUUACCACUCAAGUGCCGUUUAUGCUGCUGCUCUACACUCCAUUAGUCUUCCAUUCCGAAUGUUACCAGUUGGGCCUACUGCAGAUGCAUGUUCUGUUUCUGGGGCUGUGGAUUUUCAUGGACUUAUUCAAAUGUUAUCAGGGCAAGGAAGGCAGAAUAUGGUGUCAAUUCUGGAUGUUUCCAUGCCAACACCUGCUUUAACUGGGGGACAGAAUGAACUGUCUUUGUUAGAAAACUUUCAGCCGUUGACCCCAAUGCUUUCUGAGGAUGAUGAAGACAUACAGGCAAUUGAACACUUGACAGUACAUGGAGCUUUUGCAUCAGAGGGUCGCCGCGCGUCAGUUUGUGAAGUAAAAGAUACAGUGGAUGCUGCUUUUGAGCGUGCCAAUACAAGGCCAAUGUUCAGCCAUCUAUCUGUUGCUCUUUGUCCUCUGCCUAUUCCCUUGCCUUUUCCAUCAAUCUUUGGAAAUCAAGUUGGCAAACAUGGUGAAUUGAUGAGCAGCCAACUGACUAAUUCGUCAUCAAAAGGAUCCCUUGACGUCCAUUCCAUUCCCAUGGCUGCCAGAUUACGUUCCAGCAGCGCUGUCUUACCACUUUUGGAGAAUAAACUGCAAAAUCUUCACCGGUAUGGAAUUACGCGAGGAGCAGCAGGGGCCGAGUUACUUAGGAGCUGGGGCUUUGGAAGAGAAGAACUGGUGGAAAUGCAAGAGAUGUUGUCUAAAAUGGUUUCUACAUUGUGUCCUCCUCAAUUGUCAUCUGAUUCAGAUUAG
This is a messenger RNA of Vicia faba (fava bean), 1710 nucleotides long. The record is from the annotation of a GenBank genome assembly. Lineage: Eukaryota; Viridiplantae; Streptophyta; Magnoliopsida; Fabales; Fabaceae.